CCUGCGAUUCCUUGCAUGAGAAUAUUCCCCCUUUCAUCUUCUGCUCUUCGCGCCUCCCUCCCUCUCUCUCUCUCUCGAACCCUAAAGACAGACAAGAAACUCAUCCAUUCACCUUGACUCGAUUGAGAAUCGGAACCCUAACUCAGAAAAGCGUCAGAGAAACUCAAUAUCAGCUUAAUUCAGUGAGUGCUUCAAAGAUAUGACCAUAGUCUUCCUUUUUGGAAACGGAGAGGAUUUUAAUAAUGGCUUCGAGAGCGAUCAUGAGAAGGAAGAAGUUCUUCUUGGAACACCUGAACAUAACCACUCACUCCAUUCAGAGUAUUUCCAGUCUUGGGCACGGGCGGUCUACUCAUGAUCCAGACUCGUGGGUCCCAAAUGGGGUUGCUGAUCAUCCUUCCCCAGAUAACAAUGGUGGUAGCCACAGGGAUACAGUUUUGAGAGCUAACGAUGGACUGUUGAGGCUGUCGGCAAUUGGGUUUCUGAAGCAUAGUUCUUGUGAAAGUUCUAUUGUGGGGCGUCGAUAUGCAAAAUCGGAGAUUGUUUUCCCAUUGGGAAUUAGGUGGAUAUCACAGACUGUACAUACCGCAUCCACAGCCCCUGCAAAUCAACCCGAAAUGGGUGGGGAUGAGACCAGUGUAGAAAAUACUAAGCAGAAAAAAGAGGCUUCACCGGAGGAAUGUGAUGAGGCAGUUGAGGAUCUGAGUACAGCGAAAGCAAAAGCAAAAGCGAAACAGAUGCAAGAAUCUCAGAAGGAUAUACCGUCUGUUGUAAAAAAGUUCUGGUCUAUGCUUCUCGGGGUCAGACCAGCUUUGAGAGUUGUUGCUUCUAUGAGCAGGGAGGAUUGGGCGAUGAAGUUCCGUCACUGGAAGGAUGAAUUUAUAUCAGCUCUUCAACACUACUGGCUGGGUACAAAACUACUCUGGGCUGAUGUUAGGAUUUGCUUGAGAUUGCUGUUGAAACUUGCUGGUGGAAAGAGUUUGUCAAGGAGGGAGCGGCAGCAAUUGACGCGCACCACAGCUGAUAUUUUCAGGCUUGUUCCGGUCGCAGUUUUUAUCAUUGUUCCGUUCAUGGAGUUCUUGCUGCCAGUGUUCCUGAAAUUAUUUCCCAACAUGUUGCCAUCCACAUUCCAGGACAAGAUGAAAGAACAGGAAGCAUUAAAAAGGCGGCUUAAUGCAAGAAUCGAGUAUGCAAAGUUUUUACAGGACACUGUCAAAGAAAUGGCAAAGGAAGUUCAAAUAUCACGCAGUGGAGAAAUUAAAAAGACUGCAGAAGAUCUCGAUGAAUUUUUAAACAAGGUCAGGACUGGUGCCCGUGUUUCAAAUGAUGAAAUUUUGGGCUUUGCAAAGUUGUUCAAUGAUGAGUUGACUCUGGACAACAUCAGCAGGCCUAGGUUAGUAAAUAUGUGCAAAUAUAUGGGAAUCAGCCCAUAUGGGACAGAUGCAUACUUACGAUAUAUGCUUCGGAAAAGACUUGCACAGAUAAAAAAUGAUGACAAAAUGAUCCAGGCUGAGGGUGUAGAGUCACUUUCAGAAACUGAACUUCGGCAAGCGUGUAGGGACCGAGGCAAAUUGGGAUUACUUUCGAUUGAGGAAAUGCGCCAGCAGCUUCGUGACUGGUUGGAUUUAUCUCUCAACCAUUCUGUGCCAUCUUCUCUUCUGAUUCUUUCCAGAGCCUUCACUGUUUCUGGAAAGACGAGGCCUGAAGAGGCUGUUCAAGCUACACUAUCCUCUCUGCCAGAUGAAGUUGUGGAUACUGUUGGUGUAACUGCUUUGCCAUCUGAAGAUUCCGUUUCUGAGAGGAGGAGGAAAUUGGAGUUCCUUGAAAUGCAAGAGGAACUUAUCAAGGAAGAGGAAGAGAAAGAGGAAGAAGAGCUAGCUCGGAUGAAGGAAUCUGGGACUGACCAGGAGGAUCUGGCUUUGAAGGAAAUGACUAUUCCAACUGCAAAAGAAUCACAAGAGAAGGCAACAGCAAAAACAUUGGAGAAACAAGAGGAGCUUAGUAAACUUAGCCAUGCAUUGGCUCUUCUAGCUUCAGCAUCUUCAGUCAGUAGGGAGCGUGAAGAAUUUUUGAGCAUGGUCAACAAAGAGAUAGAACUGUACAACAGCAUGGUAGAAAAAGAGGCUACAGAUGGGGAAGAAGAAGCAAAGAAGGCAUAUAGAGCUGCCAGGGAGGAGAGUGACCGUGCAGCUGAAAUGGCUAUUGGCAACAAGGUUUCUUCAGCACUUGUAGAUAGGGUUGAUGCUAUGCUUCAAAAGCUUGAGAAGGAAAUUGAUGAUGUGGAUGCCAAAAUCGGCGACCGUUGGCAAUUACUUGACAGGGAUCAUGACGGCAAGGUGACCCCAGAGGAGGUAGCAGCUGCAGCCACAUACCUCAAGGACACAAUAGGAAAGGAGGGCAUCCAAGAACUAAUCCGCAACCUUUCCAAAGAUAGAGAUGGCAAGAUUCUUGUUGAAGAUAUUGUAAAAUUGGGCACUCGAUCAGAUGACGAUGCCAGUACCACUGAAGCAAGGGGGUAAAUUUGCAUAAUCUUGUUGUUCUUUCUUUUUCUGCUAGAUAUUUUGAUGUUAUCUUUUCUAGCGAGGCAAUUCGAGGGAUCCAAUUGGUUGGCUUUGAGCGUUCCAUAUGUUUAUCUGGAUGCUUCAAAUGGGCUCUGCACCCAUGGCCAGUGCCUCAUUAUUGAGUGUAGAUACUGUAGAUUCUGUGUACCCGGUUCCCACCCAGUAUUAUACAUCCGUUGCAUGAGAAAACUUUUGAUUCUUUGGAGCACUUGAGAUAAAGGUACACAUUUUUUUGCUGCUGUAAAAAUAAAAAAGAAGAUAAAAAUCUUUAUGCU
This is a messenger RNA of Magnolia sinica, 2833 nucleotides long. RefSeq lists its product as uncharacterized. Gene Ontology annotation, biological process: intracellular monoatomic cation homeostasis. Gene Ontology annotation, cellular component: mitochondrial inner membrane. Gene Ontology annotation, molecular function: ribosome binding; calcium ion binding. The transcript has 15 exons. NCBI's taxonomy places the organism in Eukaryota, Viridiplantae, Streptophyta, Magnoliopsida, Magnoliales, Magnoliaceae. The record is from RefSeq and is a predicted model, not a curated record. The coding region runs from base 243 to 2516 and encodes 757 amino acids.